Molecule: messenger RNA, 3830 nt
Organism: Copidosoma floridanum
Lineage: Eukaryota; Metazoa; Arthropoda; Insecta; Hymenoptera; Encyrtidae
Product: synaptic vesicle glycoprotein 2B
Biological process (GO): transmembrane transport
Cellular component (GO): membrane
Molecular function (GO): transmembrane transporter activity
Source: RefSeq, a predicted model, not a curated record
CUGCGUCGCCAUUAGUGGGGAAGUAAAUUGAAGCGGUGGCAGGUGGCUCUUGGCCGGCUCGUCGAACCGAUUCGCUCACACUUCAUCUCCGAGCGCCGGCUCCCGCGGUCGCACUGCUCCUAAGCCCACAAUUACCCGCGUCUUGUUCACCGAUAUUUGCCGAUUUUUCGGAUUCGUUUAGCGGGCAAGCAUAUCACAUAUAGCCGCAUAGCACUCGAUGUGUAAGGCAGGAGCUCGCCAAGUGCAGUACAGCGUGCGAGGGAAAAGCGAAUGAAAAAAACUGUUCGGAAAAGCGAGCCCCGAGUCUUGGAGGGUCGAACUGCGGUCGGACGCCAAAGUGCCGGGACGCGUGAAUCGGAAAAUUCGCCGAUUGAUCGGCAACGCGAGCGGUCGUAGCGGGAGAAUCGUCGUGCGCGGGGCAAAAGUGGACCUGCAUGCGUUCAAAACUACCCCUACGAUUACGGACUACCUCGUCGUACGGCCGCAUCGGCAACGAGCACGCAACGCGAAAAUCGAAGGGCAAAGGGCACCUUUUGUUCCUGCAGUGCUCCUACUCGAGUGUCCGCCGGUCCAGCGACGCGAGAACGCCGCGAGCUCUUGUCUGACCUCCGAUCACGCUUCGGCUUUCAUUUGGAUUUGACGUUUCUCCUCCUCUGACCCUUCGAGCGAGCGCAAAACCUAGCCCCGCCGUCGAGCAGCCGAAGGAGGAGAGCAGCGCAGAAUCAGCAGGAAGCCCAGUCGAGAUCGCGAAGAAACAGCCCGCCUGCCAUCCCCAGGACAACAACCGUCACUCCGUGCGAGUCCACGUUUAGAGCCUGUCCAGCGGUCGAGCUUUUUUUGCCCACACAGGUCCAACCAACCGCGCCGACAUCGUAGGAUGGUAGAAGGUGAACCCGAUUCAAAGCACAAUCAUAAGGGUGAUGUAAAAGACGAUCGCCUGAACGGCUGCGGUUCAAAGGACCUAGAGCUCGCGCGCAUCGGGUCAAAGGCCAAAACCUUAGAUCCGGAGAAAGCGCCAGAUACCAAGACUAUCAAAGCUGACUUUGAGCAGGCGAUCGAACUAACCGAAUAUGGCAAGUUUCACUACUUCCUGCUGGCGGUGUGCGGCUUCGUCAGCACGAGCGAGGAGAUGGACGUGAUUUCCAUGUCAUUUAUCCUGCCGAGUGCACAAUGUGACCUGAAACUCGACACCCAGGCAAAGGGCUGGCUCAACUCGAUAAUAUUCAUCGGGAUGAUGGCCGGGGCCUACGCCUGGGGCUCGGUGGCCGACGCCCUCGGGCGCCGCAAGGUCCUCAUCGUCAUCUCGUUCAUGAACGCCCUCUGCAUCGUCGCCUCCAGCUUCAGCCAGUCCUACGAGCUGUUCAUGUUCUUCCGUUUCCUCAACGGUGCCGCCCUUGGUGGUAGUGGACCGGUGAUCUGGUCGUACUUUGCAGAGUUUCAGCCAAAGUCCAAACGAGGCUCGAUGCUGUCGUUCAUGGCCGCCUUCUGGACCUUGGGCAACUUGUUCGUGGCAGGGCUCGCGUGGCUGAUCAUCCCAACGGACAUCGGCUUCAAAAGCGCGUUCUUCACGUACAACUCCUGGCGAAUCUUCCUGCUGAUCUGCGCUGCUCCCUCCUUCGUCGUGGCGGGGCUGCUUUUGCUGCUCCCCGAAUCCCCCAAGUACCUACUCUCGCGUGGAAGAUAUGACGAGGCCCUCGACAUCUUCCGCAACAUUUACGCCAUCAACACUGGCAAACCUCGUGACACCUACAUGGUGAAGGAAUUGAUCCUCGACGAUCUGCAAGUCGAGAAUAAUUCGGUAAAGCCCGGCACGGACGCCGGCCCGGUCAAGAGCAAGUUCAAGGUGAUGCUGAGCGACAUUAUGGACAACAGUCGUCAGCUGUUCGUCUCGCCGAUCCUGCGUUUCACCCUCGUCUCGAUCUUCAUCAACUUUACCUUCCACAUCGGCUACUACGGGCUGAUGAUGUGGUUCCCGGAGCUUUUCAAUCGGUUCGAUGAGUUUCACCGCGAGCAUCCCAAUCAGUCGGCCAGUGUGUGCGAUGUCACGGAUUACGUGGUCAACAAGGGCUCGCACAGCAGUGAAAACUUUUGCACCGAUAAAAUCGGCCAGUCCGUUUUCAUGGAGUCCCUCAUUACUGUCGCCUCGGCCAUACCGGCCAACGUGCUGGCCGUGCUCUUCAUGGACCGUCUAGGCCGCAAGUUCUUCUUAGUUUUCAGUACAUUGUCGUCGGGUGCGUGCUCGAUCGGGCUGUACUUUGUUUACAACAAGUACCACAAUCUGAUAGUCUCGGCGGUGUUUAGCGGUGUCAUUAGUUGCGGCAACGCGGCUCUCGACUGCCUCAUCACCGAAGUCUUUCCCACGAAUUUGCGCGCAACCGGUAUCGCCAUAUCAAUGGUGGCCGCACGUCUUGGCGGCAUCAUCGGCAACAUCGUCAUAGCCCAGUUGCUCGACCUCUACUGUCCGGCACCCACCUUCAUCGUUGCCGUUCUUCUCAUUGGAGGUGGAUUGCUCUGUUUAUUCUUACCGAAUACCACGCGCGAGCCACUCUCUUGACAGGACCAAUGCCACCAGGAUUGCACGGAGAAGAGAGAGAAGCAGCAACGUUCCGUCAAACAAACCAGUUGCAUCACGCGUCGUCGUCGUCGUCGUCGAAAUUCAUUCGCGCCCCUUGGCAGUAGAACCCACGUACGGAUUUUGUUUAGUUCAUAGAUUAUAACAACAACCACGCCUACGCAGCGAAUCAAAAUCUUUUCCAUUCUUUUUUGCUCUCGUACUUCGUUAUCUGCGUUCAUCCCUGUGUACAAGCUUUUAUUAUUCUCUGCCCUGGUUAUUGAACCAUCUUUUUUGUUUGUUUUAUUAUUACCAGCUUCUUUAAUCUUAAGCCUCCGUAAACAGAUUGUUGAUUUUGUAAUUUUUAAUUUUAAGAAAGUACAAACCGUUUAAAAAGGAUUUUUAAUAUCAGUUUUCCGUUGAUUUGUGUUAUUACCAAAAAGGUGCGCGCGAGUGAAUGGAGCGCGUGAUCAUUUUUUAAGCCGUUUUGAUUUUGUAAAUUGCGAAUUGAAAUAUUGAUUACAAAAAGUAUGUAGGUACGUGUUAACAAUCAAAAAUUUACGUAUCCAAAAGUAAACAACUGUUGAAUCGUAUUAUCCGAACGAAUGUCUAUCUAUGGGCUGAUAAACAGGACUUUAUAUAUACGCGAAGAUUUAGAUUUUGUUUCUCAAGUAUUAUCACAUUCAGUAACUUUAUCAUUUGUAGCAACAUCACCUACAGACGUGUUAUUUAAUUUUUACAUUUCAUCAGUUUUUGUAUUAUUAAUUCAUUAUCUAAAUCAUUUCCUAUGGUUUUAAAAAGUAGCAUAAGAAGUGUCUGAAAUGUAUUUUAACGAAAAUUAUUUUUGAUACAUGGAACUACAGCAGGUUGUCAUAACUUUAUAAAUAUUGUAUUGUGUUUAAAGUCACAAGACAUUUCCUAUAUCAGAGUUUGAAAAUUAGUUGAUAAAUGCACUCGUCUACAUGAGAUCAUUACUUUUAAAUGCUGAAACAAAGUAUUACACUGCAUUCGAGUCUUGCAUAGAGACUUCAUUGUUUAUUUACCGUGCAGGCUUAUGAAAACAAUUUUUGUAGUGUGUAAAAUAAUUGUUAAUCGUUGAAAAUUUGUAGUUACUUCUUAAGAUGUUGUUAUUGAUUAAAAGAGACAUGAUGAAAGUACCAUUAUUAGGGCCCAGCUUGCCCAUUUAUAUAGUAAGAUAUAUAAUUGCACUAUUAAUUUGUACUCAUUAUUAGAAUACUCAAGUGAAAAAUAAAAAAAUGAAGACUUUAAAAGAAAAAAA